AUGAAAUUCAUCGUUAUCGCUGCUUUGGCAGCUGUUGCUUUGGCUUCUGAAAAGCCAUAUUACUCGAAGCCAUCGUAUUCACCUAUGACUUACCACCGUAAGCCGAACAUUCGAGCGUCGGACUACAAGAGUACGGCCUAUACACCAACCUAUGUGAGGUCUAACGAUUCCCCGGCAUCGUACAGCUUUGAGUAUACCGUUUUGGACGAUGAGACUUCAAACAAUUAUGGACACAAGGAGACUAGUAACGGCCAAGGAGUUGAUGGAGCCUAUUACGUUGCGCUACCUGAUAAGCGCACUCAGAUCGUCACAUACAAAGCAGAUAGUGACGGCUACGUGGCUAACGUUAAAUACGAAGGAAAGGACAAACCUUUCGGGUUCAAAUACGCCAAGUCGGCCAACUCAAAGCCCAAAUAUGCUUUCCCAACAAACUUUAAAUCUUCCUACACUGCCCCGGCCUACCCGAAAGCCUCCUUCACCGAGCCUAAGACUAACUACGCUCCGUCGACUUACCCUGAAACAGCUGAUGCAGAGCCGUCCUACCCCCAGCCAACCUAUGUCCCAUCGGUUUAUCCGAAAGAAGCCAAUCCAGAACCAUCUUACAACAAUCCUACCUACGCUCCAUCGACUUAUCCUAAAGCGGCUGAUCUAGAGCAAACGUACGCCGGGCCUAUCUAUGACCUACCGGCGAAUCCAGAACCAUCUUACCCCAGGACUACCUACACUCCAUCGACUUACUCUAAAGCAGCCGAUUCAGAACCAUCUUAUCCCGAGCCUUCCUAUGCACCAACGACUUACCCUAAAGCGGUUGACUCAGAGCCAUCUUACUCCAAGCCAACCUAUGCCCCAUCUGAUUACUCGAAAGCGGCGAAUGCAGAACCAUCUUAUCCCAGGCCUACCUACGCUUCGUCGACUUACUUUAAAGCAGCCAACCCAGAACUAUCUUACUCCAAGCCUACCUACACUCCAUCCACUGACUCUAAGGUAGUCGGCGCAGAGCCAUCUUACUCCAAGCCGUCCUAUGCCUCAUCAACUUACUUUAAAGCAGCCGACCCAGAACCAUCUUAUCCCGAGCCUUCCUAUGCCCCAUCGGCUUACCCCAAAGCAGCUGAUUCAGAGCCAUCUUACUCCAAGCCGUCCUAUGCCUCAUCGACUUACUUUAAAGCAGCCGACCCAGAACCAUCUUAUCCCGAGCCUUCCUAUGCCCCAUCGACUUACCCUAAAGCGGCUGAUUCAGAGCCAUCUUAUUCCAAGCCAACCUAUGCCCCAUCUGUUUACUCGAAAGCGGCCAAUCCUGAACCGUCUUACCCCAGGCCUACUUACACUUCAUCGACUUACUUUAAAGCAGCCAAUCCAGAACCCUCUUACCCCAAGCCUACCUACGGUUCAUCGACUUACCCUGACACAGCCGAUGCAGAGCCAUCCUACGCCGAACCUACCAAUACCCCACCGGCUUACUCGAAAGCGGCCGAUGCAGAGCCAUCUUACCCCAAGCCUACCUAUGCCCCACCGACGGAUCCUAAGGCAGCCUAUUCGGAGCCAUCUUACUCUAGGCCUACCUAUACACCAACAGUUUAUCCUAAAGCUGCCUACACAGAAAAAUCUUAUUCCAGGCCGACUUACGCACCUCCGGCUUACCACAGAAUAGCCCAUCCACAACCAUCUUACCCCAAGCCUACCUACGCUCCACCGACGUAUGCCAAGGCAACCGAUGCAGAGCCAUCCUACCCCAAGCCUACCUACGAUCCAUCGGUUUACCCGAAAGAAUCCAAUCCAGAACCAUCUUAUCCGAAGCCUACCCACGCUCCAUCGACUUAUCCUAAAGCGGUCAAUUCAGAAUCAUCGUACCCCAAUCCAGAACCAUCUUACCCCAAGUCUACCUACCCUCCAUCGACUCACUCUAAAGAUCCCCAUCGAGCACCUUCCUACCCUAAGCCUACCUAUGCUCCACCGGCAUACCCUAAAGCGGCCUACCCAGAACCAUCUUACUCCAAGCCUACCUAUGCGCCACCAGCUCACCCUAAAGUGGCAUACCCAGAACCGUUUUACUCCAAACCGAUUUACACCCCACCAGUCUACCCUAGACCUUCUUACACUCCUCCAGCCUAUCCGAAAGUUUCCUACCCAGACCCAUCUUACCCAAAACCUACCUAUGCUCCGCCGACUUACCAUAAAGCGUCCACCACAGAGAAAUCUUACCCUAAGCCUACUAACGCUCCACGCGUUUAUCCUAAACAUUUCAACCUUAAGCUCGCUUAUCCAGUUAAUGUCAAACUCGCCACCCUUCCAAAAUACAAGCCUUCUUCUCCUGCCUACCCUGCUCCAGCUUACCCCACGUACUCUCUUCCUUCUUACCCAUUGCAUCCGAAGCCAAGCUACCCUGUUCCAGCUACUAUUGAAGGGGAAACUAAACCUGUCGUAGAAGUUGAACAGCAACAGGCCGAUGUGUUCGAUUUGGUUGAACCUACUCCCGAUAUUUCGGUUGAGGCUGUUGAACCGGUUGAUGAAGACGUUGCUCCGGUAGCUGCCGAACCCUUUGCCGAAGACAUUGCAUCAGUGGCAGAUCAACCGCUAGCUGAAGACAUUACGUCAGUAGCUGCUGAAGCCAUCGCCACAGAAGCCCCUGAACCUGUUGCUGAAGAUGUUGUCCCAAUAGCUGAAGAACCGGUGGCUGAAGAUCUUACGUCAGAAGCCGUCACACCGGAUGUUGAAGGCAUUGCCCCAGUAGUUGCUGAACCAUGUGAUGAAGGUGUUAUCCCAGUCGUUGCUGUACCUGUUGCUGAAAACACUGGCGCAGUAGCAAUUGAACCUAUUGCUGAAAACAUUGCCCAGGUUGCUGAAGCCAUUAUCCCAAUAGCUGCUGAACCUGUUGUUGAAGACAUUAUCGCAGUAACUACCGAACUGUUUGUUGAAAUCGUUGGGUCGGUAGCUACUGAGUCGGCUACGGAAGAUGUCGUGCCAACAGCCACCGAUGAGGUCAUCACUGAUGUCGUGACAACUGAGGUAGCAGUUGAGCCAACAACUGAUACAGAUGUUGUGACCACCACGGCUGUUGAAAUCCUUUAA
Molecule: messenger RNA, 3066 nt
Organism: Daphnia carinata
Lineage: Eukaryota; Metazoa; Arthropoda; Branchiopoda; Diplostraca; Daphniidae
Product: adhesive plaque matrix protein-like
Exons: 4
Coding region: 1-3066 (1021 amino acids)
Cellular component (GO): extracellular matrix
Source: RefSeq, a predicted model, not a curated record